Aureobasidium uvarum is the source of this 1479-nucleotide messenger RNA. NCBI's taxonomy places the organism in Eukaryota, Fungi, Ascomycota, Dothideomycetes, Dothideales, Saccotheciaceae. The record is from the annotation of a GenBank genome assembly.
AUGUCUGUCAAAAAGUGUCCACGUCUGUCAACAGAACUUCAACUGGAGAUACUCGAGGUUCUUGCAGAAGAUGCUCGACAUGCAGUCUCAGAGUUUCAAUACGACAAGGCAUGGCGCUGCUAUGCUCAGCUCCUUUUGCCUGCUAUACUAGUCAAUCGAGACUGGGCCACUCGAGGCACAGACUUGCUUUGGCGUGAACCCUUCACUCCAGCAUUGGCCGAGAUACACCCUCAACGCAGACAGUUGUACGCUGAUAAGGUUCAGAGCAUUGGACUCUACCUCUACCGAGCCGACCAUCUCGAUUCUCCUGCAGCUUUCGCAAACCUCAGCUUCCCGCAGCUGAAGAGACUGGAAAUCAACUCUUGCCCACCUUGUAUGAGCCUCGACCUUCGACCAUAUCUGAGCUCGAGCAUCACGUCAUUCACCAUGCUGAAAUGUAGUCAUUUGCCCAAGUCACUACUUGACCUGGUCGCUUUCUGCUGUCCCGAGCUUCGGGACGUAAAUCUGGACUAUGGAGCCGGAGACCAAAGGAAUGAACAUUUCCUCAAGUUUCUGAGGAAGUGUAAGCGUUUGCGUGAGCUCACUUUGAGCUCUGAGAAUGGCUUGAGAUUUCCAGUAGAUGUGCUGGAGAACCUGGCAUCUCGAAAACAGCUUGAGUGUUUUUGUGCUCCACUCAAUCUCAUCUCGUACCGUUCGGUAGCAGCAAUCAUGCAAGACAAUCCACGCCUACGCCCUUUCCGCAACGCAAACAAUCUNUUUUUGAGCAUCGAAUCGAGAGCAGUGAGGCCUGUUCUUUCUGCAGCCGAAUCCCUGGUCGAACUGCAGUUGAAUCUAGCCGAUUCCGAGAUUGAUGUCUUCGGGCUCAUUGGAACGUUGCACUGCUUGGAAACGGUCGAGCUCUCCUUUUCUAAGCCAAAGCGUCUCGCCAUGCAUGAACUCCAGUCAAUCUCCGGCUUGACACGUCUGAAAGAGCUAAGCAUCUGUGGGCCUCCAGCAGAGCCGCAUCGGGAGACUGGGCCUCUACUGGUCGCUGAAGCAUGGACCGAUAUUCUCUUCGACACCUGGAUAUCAAGCUAUUCUCACCUGGAGAAGUUGCUGUUUGGCGUUUGCCCGAUGGACAGCCAUUGGAUCUCGGAAACCAGGAUAGUUGGAAAGAGCUGUUUGAAGCUGACAACGUUAUCCAUGGCUGGUAUACAUGAUAUAGGUGUUUGGAGGGUGUCGUCUCCGCCACUCUUUCCCGAGUUGCGUUACCUCGAACUCGGGCAGCUGAAGCCGUGGCCGUUCUCCACAAGUGCCGAGGAGACUGAUGAAUAUGCCAAAGGACUCGCACGUAUGAUUUAUCAGCAUGCGCCGAUGUUAGAGAAGUUCAGCGUUGGCCAGAACGAUCUUGCUGAUGCUGUUGUUGAAGCUUAUGAGGAAGAGAAAGGGUUGGAUGGUAGCGCCGGAAAUGUAAACAUGUAUGAUGCACGAUCGCAAUGA